AUGGAUGGAGAGACUGUGGGUCGCUGGAUCCUUGAAGUGGGUACCCGCCUGUUCGAGGAGGGCUCGCUGCCUGGUCUGCCUUCCUGGGAACAAGAGGAGUCUCCAGAGUGGCGCGUCUCCUUGAAAGCCUGGGAAGAGGCGCUGGAUGUAGCUAUGGGCCCACGCUUUGCGGAGCUUGUCGAGCGAUCUUUCAAGCAGGCCGAGGCUGGAUUCUACCAGCUGGGCAGGCUUGCACCACGUCUUGCAGGACUUCGAUGGCUCAGCUGCAUGGCCUGGAUCCAGUGCAGAACAAAAGCCGUCAUGGAGGCAUCCUCCGGUGGUGGCAACUGCAGCAUACCUACGGCAGCGUCUUCGCAUGCAGCAUGUGAUGAGGCUAAGCGCUUCAUAUUCAAAGCCUUAGACACUGUGGUGUCGGAGCCCAAGGUGCGUGUCCUUUUUGAUUUCGAUCUUGUGGGAGAAGGGGUGUGGCAUGGUGGUGGCAAAGAGGAAUUACCAGAGGAGAGCAAGGAUGAAUGGCACCGGCGAGCCUGCGAGUUCGAUUUGUGCCGAAUCUCGCAUCAGGUUGAGAAAGCACCCCCAGCAGAAGCAAAUGCUUCCAUACCUCGUCUGCUUCUGAUGCAGCCCUACGGUACGCCGCACAAACGGCUCCGACUCGCGGAGGUGCCCCGGAUGAUUUUGGAACGGCAUGACUGGUACACCCAGAUCGAGAAAAUGCCGCUGCUGAAUCUUCACUCUAAGUCACCUGUGGUUGGGCCUAUUCUUCAUAUCGAGGUUCCUCCUCCGCCUGACUUUGACCUGGACGAUCCAGAGAUCCGAAGUAAAGUCGAGCGUGGGGAGGAUCUUGGUAAGGCCCACCAGGAGGAUGGCUUGCCCGGUGCUCUUCACGGAAGUUUGGGGCUCCUCUAUGCAGCUAUGGCCUUUGAGGAGGAUAUCGUCAACGUGCGAUUCCAUCCUGGUGGCAUUCUGCUUGAAGGUAUGAUGGAGAUGUUUCUCCAUUACGGCCCCAAGCUGCGCACCAUAAGCUUGGAGGGCAACGCAGGCUUUGUGACGGAGGACGCGCUGUCUCUCUUGACCUUAGCCGGUGAUACGGUGAAAACUCUGGACCUGGAGGGCUGCGAUCUCAACCCAGGGCACCUGGAGGCCAUCCUACACACGGUGAGGAACCUGCGCGCCUUGCAGAUCCUGGACCUUGCAGGCAACAAACUUGACGGUCCCACAGCACUCAACCUGGUUGGCGCCCUCUGCGAAAGCCGCAUCGACCUCGACAUCCUCCGAUUGGAUGGCAACCCUUUGGGCACACCGGAGGUGUUCAAAAACGAGGUCGCAACCCAGUUGGCAAACCGCGGUGAGUCAGUGAUAGCUGGUGGAGAUCUCGUGCUGCACCUGGGUGACGAUGCAGUACGCUGGUGUCCUGCUCCUCGUGAGGGCUCUUUAGCCCGAAGGUUACGUGAGGAGGGCGGAGAUGUGGUCCGCACGUCCUCCCUCAAGGAGAUGGAUCGUUUGGUUGCUCAGACAGAGGCCCAGAUAGCAAAGUUCCAGCAGAACGACCCUGCGGCUCAGUCUUCGGGUGGCCGAGACUGGCUUCGGCGACGGCGCCGCCAAAAUGCCAAGGUCUGGUCCUCACCUGCCUUGAAGUUCUAUCGAAAGCAGCGCGCGUGGUUGGCCAACCAGAAAGAGUAG
Molecule: messenger RNA, 1680 nt
Organism: Symbiodinium pilosum
Lineage: Eukaryota; Dinophyceae; Suessiales; Symbiodiniaceae
Source: the annotation of a GenBank genome assembly